Molecule: messenger RNA, 5452 nt
Organism: Spea bombifrons (plains spadefoot toad)
Lineage: Eukaryota; Metazoa; Chordata; Amphibia; Anura; Pelobatidae
Gene: SCAF11
Product: SR-related CTD associated factor 11
Exons: 15
Coding region: 469-4833 (1454 amino acids)
Biological process (GO): spliceosomal complex assembly
Molecular function (GO): RNA binding
Source: RefSeq, a predicted model, not a curated record
CAGCCGGGUCAGUGUUUACAAAAGUACGCUUUUGACCCUGCAGGCGCCCGUACUUGUGCCAAGACUACAUUUCCCAUAUACACCUGGCAUCGGGAGCUCUUUCGUCAUGGCACCGCGUAAACCCUCCUCUUCCUCUCUGCUAGAGACGUCCUAUAGAAAGUCCAUCUUCAAAGGCUGUUGCGAUCUGCUCAGCUAAUUGGCUUAGAGGAGCAGCCCGUCCCUAAAUCGGCAAACAAGAUGGCGGCCGGUGUUUUUGUAGUGUGAGGUUGGGCCUUCGAGCGCCGCCGCGCGGUGUUGUCGCAAUCAGUUUCCUUGUGUGUGGAAGGCCGGACAUGUGGCCUGCGUGAGCGUGGGGAGGCGGACCGGCAGAUAGCAGGAGCCUGCAGCGGGAAGCAUUGCGCGCUGACACCGGGCGCACGCACAAGAGGCAGGCGGACCUCAUUGACGUAGCUGUUACUGACAUAAAAAAUGAAGAACAAUCCCUCAUACACAUCUGGAGCAAAUGACCAAGAAAGUGAUAAUGAAGAGAACAACAAGUGGACCAGCGUGGCAGCUCUGUGUUCAUCUGAAAGGUGUCCCAUAUGUCUAAAUGUUCUCACUCAAGAUGUUGGCUUUCCAGAAACUUGUUACCAUGCUUUCUGUUUGACCUGCAUUCUCAAAUGGUCUGAAACAUCUACGUCUUGUCCUGUUGACCGAAAACCUUUUCAAGUAGUGUGUAAAAUAAAUCCAGCUGGUGGAUCUACUAAGAUCCAUGUAAAACCGAGGCGACCAAGAUCAAAGUGCUGUUGCAAUGACAAUCUGUGGCAUUCCUUUUGCUGUGCAAAAGCCAAAACCUGGUGCAGAAGUGACACAAACAAGGAUUCUGCAAGUCAAAACUUUCAAUCCAACAAAUAUGAGACUAAACGAUGCAUAGUACAUGAAGAAAAACAGUUACUGGAUUUGGAGCUCAAGAAAUUAAGCUUACCCAACCGAUGUUUCAGUAGUGAUUUUGUGAACUUAUGUCCACUAAACCAGUCUGGUUUACCCCUGUGUGCUAAUAACAGUGAAUUUUCAGAAGACAGUGAAAUUCAUUUAGUACGACAGAAGAAUGAAGGACUGAAACAUCUAAGGCCUACAGUGUUGAGUCGAAGAUCUGAAUGCAUGAUGUCUCUUACUGCUGAAACAGAAACUGAAACGCUUCUCUCUCUACCAGCUACUUUUAGAUUGGAUAACUUUAUGUCCAUUUCUACUAGAAACAAAGGGUUUUUGAAGCGAACAUAUGUUAAUUCUAGCGCGCAGGAAGGCACAGAAAAAAAAGCUGCGUCUGGUGCAUCAAACAGAGGAACAAGAAAGAAAACUGUACAGUCCACCACUAGAAGGAGAUCUACACGAAACAGCAAAUCUGAAGAUACAAGCCAGCUUCCAGCUUCACCAAAAUCUAGCAGCUCUGAUCAUGAUGCCCCAGGGCACAAUAGUGGUUCUUUGAAUGUGUCACCAUCUGAACAACCGGGAAAAAAGCCUCCAAAACAAACUAAACGUUCUAAAAAAGGAACUCAAGUCAGAAAGCGUCUUAAGCCAGCAAAACAGACUCAAGAACAGUCAAACGAAAGUUCGGAGUCUGAAGAAGAACUUGAGAAGGAUAAAGUGUUUGUCAAGAAUUCAACAGAAACCGCAUCUUCUGAUAUUGAAACCUCUCCAACACACUAUGUAGACAGUGCAGAGCAGCGGUCUUCUUCUGGGUCUCCAUUUCAGAUAAAGUCUGAUGGUGAACUUUCCGCUCCUAUGGAUGGUGAACUUUCUGAUGAAAAAUUAUCAAAGUCCCCAUUAUCUCAAAAUGACAGUGAGUCUGAUUUAGAAGAUACAUCUACAUUCCCAGUCUUAAACAAUGCCCAUAGUUUAAAGGUAGCAAACUCUUUACUACCCACAGCCUCCGAGGAUCAGCUGGUGGAUGUUCUGCCACAAUCCAAAAUUGUGAAAAGCCAUUUGGAGUCUGAUGAAGGAGAUUGUUCAGAUUCUAAGUCACAUUUAUAUGAGACGGGGAACUCAACAUCUCCUGUUCCUGAAAAGCACCAUAAUUCUGACUGCUUGGAUUCCACUCUUUCGCCUUAUGCUAGCAGACAAGACGAGUCAUGUGAUGAUCAUUCUGUCUCUGGAAAGCAGGAUAACUCUGAUGGAGAGGAUACUGAAAACAUUUUACCUAUGGAAAGCCAUGAAACAAAUGGUCCAGAUAUUCUGUCUUCCACGGGUGGGAAUUUGCCAUUGACAAAGGAACACCUUCAAGAAUCACUUGCAUCUUUAGAUGGGAAUAAUUCUGAAGGGACAGAAUCUAGUGAUUAUUCAGACCUAAAGAAUGGGAAACACUCUCUGGAGUGUCAUUCGUUAGAAAGUGCUGGUAUGCCAUAUACGACUGCGGAAUCUCCAGCAUCUCGUACUACCCCCUCAACCUCCCAUGAUACUGAUUCCAGCACUGUGCUUCGGUCUGGCACAGAAGUUGCAAAUUCCAAUUCUGGUGAAACGCAGGAAGAUGUAAUUAUAUCCAAGGAAAAUCUCAAUGGGGAUAAAGCAACCAAUGGCGUAGACAGGAGUCGUCAAGAGAUUGAAUUAAAAGAAAAUAUUUCAUGGGAAGAUAUAUCAAGUGUACCAAAUAAGUACAAGAGUGGCAUCCCUGAAAUUCAUAUUACAACUGUGGUUCAGCAUUCCAGACAGGACUUAAGUAAAACAAAUGAAGUUAGUGAUGCUGAUUGUAUGGAUGAAAAUGGAAAGAGUUUUCAAUGUGCUCUUAAACAGGCAAAUACUCUCCAAACCCAAACCGCCUCUGAUCUAAAUAAUGAACAGAAAAGUGUAUUUUGUGAAGAUAAUAAUGAAUCUAUUGCAAUGGAGUGUGAAUCUCUUGAUAGUGAUCACAAUGAGUCUGAAAUUAGUCAGCCCAUGGAAAUAAAUAAAACAGAUGAAAGCAAAUGUAAUUUGGAGUCAUCAAUAGAAACAGAGGAGCCGAAAUCUGAAAGCACUGAAUGCAAACAUGUUAAUGAGGAUAAUACGAAUGAUACAUCUAAGAAAGAAACACGAACAAGAAAAUCAAGGUUUCAUUCCCCGUCAACUACUUGGUCCCCGCGGAAAACCGAUGUUAAAGAUAGGCAGAGAUCUCGCUCCCGUUCUAAAGGUAGAGACUCUCCUGGUAGACGUAAAUCGAGAUCACGCAGCAGAGAUAGAGAUGGAAAUCGUGAGCAUGGGGGACAGUGGAAAGGUCGCAGCAGAGAGAGAAGGUAUAGAAGGCAAUCUAGAUCUAAAUCUAGGAGCCGGUCUCGUUCUAGGUCUCCAUCGCGUACCGCACGAAGUAGGUGUGGAGGACCUGAUAGAAAUGAAGGUGAUUGUGGUUCACCCUCUUGGAAAGAACGCCGUCAGUAUGAUAACUGGAAGAGUCCUAGAGGUAAUGAAAGGUACAAAAGGAACGACCAAGAUAAAUCAAAUGAAAAUCUUAGAAGAGAGAGGCAUGAUACGAAUAGAGAGCGGCAUGAUGUUAAAGAUUCGUCAGAGCAGUACCAAGAAAAUAAAUCUCAGAAUGAGUACCCAGACUGGGUAGUGGAAAAGAUGAAAUCUUCAGAUGCUAGAGGUAAAGGAGGAAACAGGUCAGGAGUUUCUCCAAGAGGUUCCCACCGGGACAGUAAUCAUAGUCCCGGGGAUUCCUGGAGUAAAAGUCCUGGCAUGGAUUGGAAAUCACCCCGUGGGCGUGGCGGCCGUGGCAGAGCUGGUGUCCGAGGUGGAUUUGCAGACGGUGAAAAUCGUUGGAACAAUUGGCAGCCCUUCUCAGGAAAUUCUAAUAGCUCAGGGCAGGACUCCACAAGAUUCUCAGAGCAGAAAAACUACCGACCUAAAUAUGAUCAGGAACAGUUUGAUUCCCCUGCUGAUCGCUCUGGUUGGUCAUCUGCAUCGAGUUGGGCUGUUAGAAAAACUCUGCCUGCUGAUGUACAAAACUAUUAUUCAAAAAGAGGAAGAACCUCCAGUGGUUCGCAGUCCACAUGGCCAAAGCAGGAAGAGCCUCAAGACCAAGCCAUCAAGACAGAUCAGCCCACUCAAGACCAAGCAAACCAGCAAACGGAAAGUCCUCAUAUGCCCUUAAAUAUGGUGCCGGGUCAAAUGAAUGUAGUGCCGCAGCAAAUCAACCCUCCUCCCCAGGCAAUGAAUAUGUUUCCAUACUCUGUGGCCGUUCCUCCUCCUCCGUUGGUGAACAUGCAACACAAUCCAUAUAACAUUCAUGCACAGUUGCCCAUGCACAUUCAUCCUGGAAUACCACUUGUUCAGGUAUCUGGUCCUACCAACGUGUCUCAGGGAUUGCCCCCUCCACCGCCCCCACCUCCACCAUCCCAACAAGUCAACUAUGUUGCUUUGCAGCAAGAGGGCAAACAACUGCAGGGUAUUCCGAGUGCUUCUCAUGUAAGUAAUAACUUCAGUGCACCACUCUUGCCAGCUUCGGCAGCAGCCAUGGGUAUUGUUGGAACGGUUCUGGGACCUAACUCUGGUAGUGUAGCCUCAUCCGCUCACAGCAAACCACCACAUGCUUCUGUUAAAGCUCCAGUCCGAAGUGUGACAGUGGAAGCCAGUGCAGAUAGCUCCAAGAAAGAAAAGAAAUUGCAAAUACAGGAAAAAGCAGCAAAUGAAGUAAAAAUGGCAAUUAAACAGUAUUACCAAAAUAAAGACAUAACAAAGGAUGAAUAUAAGGAGAUAGUAAAGAAAGCAGUUGACAAGGUCUGCCAUAGUAAAAGCGGAGAAGUUGAUUCGGCUAAAGUUGCAAAUCUAGUAAAGGCAUACGUGGACAAAUAUAAACACUCUCGAAAAAAGGGGAUGGAGGAAAAAUGAAAGCUUCACUGGAACAUAUGGACAAUGGACCUCUAAUGUAACUGUCAAAGUGCAAUUUCAGUAUGUCUAAUUAACUGAAUUGUUCACAACUGUGAUUAAAAUGGGGUUUUGAUAAUUUUUAUUUUUGUGUAGUAAUGUUUCAUUACAUAUAGAGAUCUUUCAUUUCCCCCUCCCUCAAUGUUUCUUUAUUGACAGACUUAAUUUUUUUUGUUUUUACUAGCAAAGCUGUGUGGUUAACAACUAUGUGCAGCAUUUUGACUUUAUCAAUUGUGUGUAAUAUUAGAGAUGUUUAUCUCAAUACUUGGUUAUCCGCCAGGUACGGUAUGUACAGUCCAUGUAAUCUGUUGGGUAACUUCUGAUAGGAAUCACUUUUGAUUGUUUUUCCUCAUAAUUGUAGUGAAAUGUUUGGGUUUAUUUUUUUCCUUAAAUCAUUUUUACCCUAACUGGAUGCACUGUUUCAGUGUAUGUGAUGAGUGUCUGUAUCUUGAAAUAGAUCCUGUUUAGAAAAUAAACUUUCAGAAGAAUAGUAUGCUACUGCAAAAAAGUGUCCAACAAAUAUAUAUUUUUUUAACAUGGGCACAAACUAUGGCAACACCAAAUAAAUAUUAUGCUGCUUGUU